Messenger RNA from Ceratitis capitata (Mediterranean fruit fly), 1096 nucleotides. Its product is annotated as melanization protease 1-like. Gene Ontology annotation, molecular function: serine-type endopeptidase activity. The transcript is spliced from 3 exons. Gene Ontology annotation, biological process: proteolysis. The record is from RefSeq and is a predicted model, not a curated record. Lineage: Eukaryota; Metazoa; Arthropoda; Insecta; Diptera; Tephritidae. The coding region runs from base 89 to 1081 and encodes 330 amino acids.
ACAGUGAUUUCUUGUGCUUUGUUGAAGACGGUGCUUCAAUUUUUCUAUAAACUUCUAAAUGAAUUGAAUCCCACGAAUUCCAGUAUUUAUGGCGCUCAAUAAAAACUUAAUUUACGUGUCCUUAAUUGGUUUAUUUUUUAUCGGUGAAAGUGUGGGCUGCAGUCUCUAUGAACGGACAGCAUCUGGCCAAAAUGUAAUGGAAGAGAUGAGAAUAUUACCAAGCUUGAAUGAAUGCGGCCAUGUCGGGGCAUUCGAUCGCAUUUUGGGUGGAAAAGAAACGGCAAUGCAAGAAUUUCCCUGGACUGCAUUACUUAUUUACGUAGAUGAAACAGAUCCCGAUAACUAUCGCAUGGGUUGCGGUGGCUCACUCAUUAACCGUUAUUAUGUAUUUACUGCUGCACACUGUGGUACGUCGACGCUGUCGUUAGUACGCUUAGGCGAAUGGAAUAUAUCAAGCGAGAUAGAUAUAGCGGAACUAAAUAAAAAUAUCAAAGCUAUUGCUGCCCCACCCAUUAAGGAUAUUAAAAUAUGCCGACAAAUAAUUCAUCCAAAGUACAAUGAGUCUGGCGUAUAUGAUAAUGACAUAGCUUUAUUAGAAUUGGAAAGAAAAGUUGAUUACACACCUUAUAUUAGUCCCAUAUGUCUGCCCAUUAAUGAUGAGCAACGAAUGAAUCGCUAUAAUGAUGUUUCUGCCUACAUCACUGGUUGGGGUCAAAGGGAGACUAAUAUCUACAGUGAAGUCAAAUUGAAGGCAAGAGUUAAAAUUAUAACUAACGAUAAAUGCGAAAGCGAGUAUUUGUCGAAGUCGAAAAUAAAUAUUAGCGAAAAGUUAAUGUGCGCAAUCGGUAAUGAAAUGGAUACCGGUAAGGGAGAUUCCGGUGGUAGCCUCAUCGUUAUGAAUACCGUGAAUGGCAAAAUUAAUGCUUAUUUGGCCGGGAUAACGUCGGGAGGUCUACAAAAAAGAAUUAACGAGAAAGACGCAUCUGAAAAUUAUAACAGGAUUGCCGCGAUGGGCAUAUAUGUACACGUCGGAUCUUAUAUGAAAUGGAUAAUAGAAAAUUUAGGAUCUUUUGAAAAAUAAUAAAAAAAUACAAAA